AUGCAAAGGGGUUCCAUUGGUGGUGAGAACUUUAGGGAGCUUGCUCUACUGAAAACUGAGCGACAUGAAUGGGAAUUUAUAAAAGAUAACGACAUAUGGAAACUUGAUCAAAAUGAAAAUGACAUUCUACCUAUGCUAAAAUUGAGUUAUAAUCAUUCGCCAUCUCAUUUGCAAAGGUGCCUAACUCGUUUGUCAUUGUUUCCAAAGGAUACUAUUUAUGAUAUUGAUUAUAUCGUCCAAUUCUGGAUGGCCAUUGGACUUACUGAAAGCCCCAAGCAAAACGAAGAGUGGGAAGAUGUUGGAUUACGAUAUUUCAAAGAAUUAUGGUCGAGGGGUUUUGUCCAAGAUGUCGAGGUUGAAUAUACAUAUUACACAUUUAAAAUCCAUGACCUAAUACAUGAUCUCUUGUCAAAUGUGUCUCAAGAUGACUGUUUAACAAUUUAUCCUCAUACAAUAAAUGCUAUUGAUCAUAUUCGACAUCUGUCAUUUUCGGGUGAUAAUCCAUUGAGAGCUCCACAGUCAUUUUUGAAGAAUAUAAAAGGUGUGCGGACAUUAGUGAUCCUACCUUCUUCAGGAAGAAAUAGGAUAAUUGAGGAACAUUUUGUAAAUGCUUCCAUCUUGAAUUUCAAGUUCCUGCGGCUACUUGAUCUCUCCUAUUCAUUUUUGGAAGUAUUGCCCAAUUCCGUUGGCACCUUGAAGCAUUUAAGAUAUCUUGACUUAUCCAGGUGUUAUAGAAUGAGCAAGCUUCCUCGUUCUAUCUAUAAGCUUCAAAGCUUGUUGACAUUAAGAUUGUUGGAUAUUGAUUGCCAAUUGCAACUGCCUCGCAAUUUGCGAAAUUCAAAGCAAAUCCAAAGAGAUACUACGCAUAUAAGUGAGAUUCGACCAGGAUGUUGGAGUUCUCUUCAGUUCUUGUACUGCUACGGAUGUGAGUUGCAGGAAUAUUUGUUUGAAGGAUGCAACAGGGAUGCAACACCUGACAUCACUUCGAAGUUUGACUAUAAAAUGUUGCUCCAAACUAGUCUCACUACCACGAAGUUUGAAAUUUCUAACCAAGCUGGACAAUUGGAAAUACGAGGUGCACCAAAGUUGGAGGAUCUACCGCGAUUGCUUCUUGAUAGAUCUGCUAGCACUUUGCAACUUAUAAAAAUUAACCGCUGUCCCAACUUUGAGAUACUACCGGAAUGGCUACAAAAUCUGUCAUCACUUCAAAAACUUGAGAUUCUUGACUGCCCAAAAUUAUCCUCUCUUCCGGAUGGUUUGGAUCGCCUCACCUUGCUUACCCAACUACAGAUUCGAAAAUUUCUUACGUUGAGUGAAAAAUAUCAACCCGAAGUGGGUGCUGGUUGGUCCAAGAUAGCACACAUCCAAGAGGUAAAUUUUGAAGUCGAUGCUUUGGUGAGAAUAAAGGAGCGGCAUAGUCUUUGUGCCAAUGUUUUGUUGGCUUCAAUUAAGGACUUUAUGGAUUAUGGACUUUAUGGAGAUAUACUAUAA
This is a messenger RNA of Durio zibethinus, 1491 nucleotides long. Lineage: Eukaryota; Viridiplantae; Streptophyta; Magnoliopsida; Malvales; Malvaceae. The record is from RefSeq and is a predicted model, not a curated record.